UUAUGACGUAAUAUUUUAGUUUACAGAAAAUUUGUGUAUUUUAAAUCAGGUUAAAACGAAAGUAGAAUGAGACAUGUGUUUUAUUUACAUCUUGUAGAUUAAUAGAUGUAUUUGGCUGGAUUUCUUAUAAUCAGACGUAUACUUAAAAUUGUUGCAAUCAUGUCACACUGUCAAGAAGGUGAAGCCGAGUUUAAGACUGAACGGAAAGUGGCCAUCAAUAAUAGCAGUACUAUUGAACCAAAAAUUGAAGAAUGCAAAUGCAAUGACUGCGGUAAAACAUUUAAAACUGGAAAAGGUUUAAAAAUUCACAUAUCAAAAGUUCACGGAAAACCAUCUAUAUCAAAUGUUAAAACCUCAAAACCAACAAUAGACCAAGAAAUCAAAUAUGACACACAAUUACCAUGUCAAACAUUGAAUCAAGACCAUGAUGAAUGCAAUUCGAUGAUAUCACAAGAAAAAGUUUCUGUUGUACAAGACGAGGAACUAUCUUCAUUAAAAUCAUCAGACAAUCAACAAGAAACACAAAAAGCUGGAUUCAACUGUAAUCAAUGUGAAAAGUCAUUUAAAACAAUCAGAGGAUUGAAAACGCAUGUUUCAAAAUCACAUAAAGUUUCAACGAAAAAUGGACGUGAUAGUCCACGCCUACCAGUAGACGAAGAUACAAGUGAUAAUGCAAUAGUUGAACAGAAGAAAAAAACUUCAACAGAUGAAGAUGAAUUUCAGAAGGAAGAUUGUGUGGAAGCAUGCUCCAAUGAGGACGAAGAGUUCGUUUUAGAUAAUAUUGAGCUGGUAUCUCCACCAAUCAUCAAAGAUACGUCCAUGCUUAGUUAUUUCAAGAAAGCCUUUGAUACUUUGUGGAGGGUAGGACUGUGGCAAAAGCUUAUUUCUAGUAACAUAACAGGUGUUCAAAGCGCUGAGUUCAAAUGUAAUCUGUGUGAAAAGUCAUUUAAAACAGACAGAGGAUUGAAAACGCAUGUUUCAAAAUCACACAAAGUUUCAACGAAAAAUGGACAUGAUAGUCCAUUAUUUCUAGAAGAUGAAGACAUAAAUGAUAACGAAGGACCUGGAGAGAAGGAAAAAUCAUCAACAGAUAAAAAUGAAUUCCUGAAUGAAGAUAUUGUGGCACCAAGCUCCAAUGAGGGUGAAGAGUCGGUUUUAGGUGUUCAAAGCGCUGUGUUCAAAUGUAAUCUGUGUGAAAAGUCAUUUAAAACAAACAGAGGAUUGAAAACGCAUGUUUCAAAAUCGCACAAAGUUUCAGGGAAAAAUUUACGUGAUAAUCCAGUCUCAUCAAUAAAUGAAGAUACAAGUGGUAACGAAAUACCUGACAAGAAGGAAAAAUCAUCAGCACAUGAAGAUGAAUGCCAGAAUGAAGAUAUUGUGGAGGAGGCAAGGUCCAAUGAUGCCGAAGGGUCGGUUUUAGUAGAAUCAAACUCUCAAUAUUCCACUGAAGAAGAAGACAGCGACGACUAUUAUGACGAUGCUGUAAUGGCUGAGGCUGAUUUUGAAUCUAGUGAAGAAACAAAUUCUGAAUCACUGAAAGUCAAAUCAAAAUCUCUUGAAUCCACUGACGAAGAUGAAGAAGAAAGCGACGACGAUGACGAUGAUUAUGAAGAUACUGUGUUGUCUGAAGUUUUAGAAUCAGAUAAAGAAACAAAUCCCGACUCACUGAAAGUGAGUGUAGAGCGUGAUACAAGACCAGUAUCUACGAAGACUAAACGAAUUGUAGAUAAACUGAAAAAAGAAAACAGUCUGACAAAAUCAGAAACUUCUGUAGCAGUAACAGAAACAAAGAAACUUGUGGACACAUUUUUUGAACAUCUCAGAGUUUUAUCACCAACACUUAAGUGGCAGAGAUUUAAUUCAGGAUCGUAUUACGAUAAAACAAAGAAUGACCAAGCUGAUGAAUUUGAUAUUAUGAUAUAUCCAGAUAACAUACAAGUUGAAGUUAAUUUUGACUCUCAAAUUAGUGGAUUCUACAAAGUUAAAUUUGAAUCGCCUAGAGUUGAGGAAAAUUUAAAAAACCAAGUAGAAACAAAUGGCUACAUUCAUCCUGGCAAGUUCAAAGAAUAUGUGUUUGGUUUGUUCGACCAAGUAUUCCAAUCAACAGAGCAUCAUAUGUUUAGAAGAGUAACAAAAAAAGAGAGAUCGGACAACAGCAGUCCAGCAUACACGAUCUUUUAUAACGGCAUCCCUGGAAAACCUAUAGAUAUUGAUCUAGUUCCUUGUUUUCGGAUUAAUACUUGGCCAUGCAUUGCAAGAAAAAUCAACCCAAAUUGGAUACAUCCUAAACUUGGAAAUAUAGUCAACGAUGCUAUCAAAUGUUAUGACGUUGUUACAAAGACCUGUCCAGAUGAGGUUGAAGAAGGUCAUCUUUUGUGGCGAUUGUCAUUUUCAUACACAGAGAAGAAGUUGGUAAACUCUGCUAACAGUGUCGAUAAAUUCAGCACAAAGAAAACUGUAUUCAGAUUAAUCAAAUCACUCAUUCAAGAACUGAAAGAUAAUAAUCCAGCAAUUAUGAAAAAAUUCUGUUCAUAUCAUAUCAAGCAGUUUAUGUUUAAACAAUAUGAUACAUGGGGGGAAAUAUAUGACGACGCAAAAACUCUUAGAAAUGUUCUACAGAAAUUGUUGGAGCAACUGUCAAGUUCACCCCCUUUCAUAGAGAAUUAUUUUAUAGAAAAUGAUAAUGUAAUCAGGUAUGUUCCUAAGCCCGAAAUCGCUUUGAUUGUAAAAUUUCUACAAGACAAAAUGAAAGAAUUAUGAAAAGUAGUUAUAUUGUCAUUUGUAUAUGUUUAUAUUAUGCUUUGACCAGGUGUGCAUAUCAUAAGAAAAAAUAAAAUCGAAAAAUUUCCAAAAAAAUCAUAUUUAAUAAACAUAAAGGUAAAACAUUACAUUAAAUAUAUAAGAUUCAUGUCUAGGUUUGGUCCACUAUCGAAUAGAUUUACUUUACUUAGUAGUCGCGAAGGUAUAGCUCUGAAAUGGGUAAUUAGUGUUCGUUUUCUUUCAAUAAAGUUGUAUUAAAUUUACACUAUCAUGACUUCUUUUUCAUAGACAAGUAUGUCGAAAGAAAUGGUUAUAUGUGUUCGUUAAGAUGAUAUCGAUAAUUUUGUUUGACGUCAGUACUGACGACGAUUUUCCCGUCGGACGUUGAUUUGAAAUGGAAGGUCGACUUGAGUUCUAAUAAACAUAAAUAAUAAAAACAAAACCUAUUCAAAUAC
Messenger RNA from Mytilus trossulus (common blue mussel), 3215 nucleotides. RefSeq names its product DNA ligase 1-like. Lineage: Eukaryota; Metazoa; Mollusca; Bivalvia; Mytilida; Mytilidae. The transcript is spliced from 13 exons. Bases 106 to 2760 code for a protein of 884 amino acids. The record is from RefSeq and is a predicted model, not a curated record.